Molecule: messenger RNA, 1641 nt
Organism: Suillus bovinus
Lineage: Eukaryota; Fungi; Basidiomycota; Agaricomycetes; Boletales; Suillaceae
Product: peptidase family M48-domain-containing protein
Exons: 3
Coding region: 1-1641 (546 amino acids)
Biological process (GO): mitochondrial protein processing; protein quality control for misfolded or incompletely synthesized proteins
Cellular component (GO): mitochondrial inner membrane
Molecular function (GO): metalloendopeptidase activity
Source: RefSeq, a predicted model, not a curated record
AUGUACUCCAUUCCACGCCAAAACCUAGAGGUCUCGUCCACGUUCAAGUUAAUGAUCGUAGAAGGAGGCAAAUAUGGCAUGCACAGAGAGGAGUUGCACCAUUUCACUCUUCUGGACCAAACCAGGGACUUCCUCUCAUACCGAUGCUACUGGGCGCCUUUAAGGCAUGCUUCGACCACCAUAGAGGUAGCGCGUACCGCUGCCCGUGUGGCGCUUACGUUCCUGCCCCUCAUCCUUUUCAAAAAUCGUUGGUCAAGGAAAUACCUCAAGCACCACGAGAAAUUUCAUGGUGUACCGGUCGACGAAGAGAAAAAGGCCGUGCUUCUCAAACGCAUACGUGCAAGGACGCUUGUCUUUAACGUACUUUUGUUCGUUCCUGUGACAUUAUUCUGGUUGGCAAUUCUAGCAAGCGCCGAGAAAACACCUAUCACAGGGCGAUGGCGGCUUAUUAUUCUAUCUCCUGAAGAGGAGGAUGAGAUAGCUGCGCAGCUCAAAGGCCCAAAUUGGUAUCACGCUGUCACUGAAAUUCUCUCGACAGACGGUCAGCCCAAGUUGAUUCCAACCACUGAUUGGCGAUACCAGUGGGUACGUGACACCUUACGCCGAUUGGAGGCUGGAAUUCCUGUAUUACAGCGCGAACAAGAGUUGGCUUCACAUUGGUUAGAUAUAACUCCUGAUCAGCCGCCAUUACCCCCACCUGCAGAGCAUCCCCUACGGCCUCGUCCCAGAGCCACGGACACUAUGAGGAGGUGGUCCGAGGCCCUCUGUGGGCGCAGCUCGCCUCAUUCAGCUCAUGUCAUCGCUGGACCACCAUAUUCACUUCUUAUCGUUGACAAACCUGAUGCAGUCAACGCAUUUUCUUACGGCUUUGGGCCAGAUGGCGCUUGCGGCAUUGUGGUUUACUCUGGAUUUAUUGACAACAUCAUUUCUAAAGCUCCUUCAUCAGCUUUGUCCGCUAGCUAUACGCCACAGACUCUACCUGAAGAAAGCUCGUGGUGGGCACUCCUUUUCGGUUCGCUCUUUGUCCCACCAUUAUCCAUAUUGCCACCCCAUCCAGUGCCCACAGAGCAACAAACAGCCGAACUCGCCAUUCUCCUUGCCCAUGAAGUUGCACACCUCGUUCUCUCGCAUCACCUUGAGACGCUCUCAUCCGUAACCAUCAUGGUCCCUGCCUUGAUUUCCAUGUUUGCUGACGUCACGCGCACCCUCUUGUUCCCCAUCACGAUGCUCUUUGGGCCGUUUGUCAAUGACGCAGUUGCCCAGUUGGGUAAAGUUGGUUCUGGAGAACUGACUAAAAUAGGGGAAUACUGCACGAGUGUACACCAAGAGAUAGAAGCGGAUGUUGUAUCCACUAGGAUCCUUGCGCAUGCCGGAUUUGAUGCGCGUCAGGCAGUAGCAUUCUGGGAACACAAACAGAACGCGCCUCAAGCUGCAGAAUGUUCUCUGACUGGUCCCCCAGAGACAAGCAAUUCAAGUUGGGCGCUUACACGACAGAUCAUGGGUUCCUCACAUCCUAUAAAUGAAGUUCGCAUAGAGAAGCUUAAGAGUGAGCUCGUCCGAUGGGAACUGGAAAAACGCGUUGCAGAGAGGAAGCGUAUCAUGGGAGAGCCGGAACGAAGCUCAAUAUUGGCAUUCGUUUGA